AUGGCUAUCAUUAAAUCUCCAACUAUCACUCCAGGUACUGCAUUGAUCAUCGGUGGUGUUUGCUACGGUUCGUGGGCUAUUUGGAUGUCAAGAAACUACUUCAAGAACUCCAGUAUCAGAAAAAACUACAUUGAUGCCGAUAAGGAAUAUUUAAGAGUUCAUCCUAUGCAAAAGAUCCAAUACGAAGGUAACUACGAUGCUAAAUAG
Molecule: messenger RNA, 207 nt
Organism: Candida tropicalis MYA-3404
Lineage: Eukaryota; Fungi; Ascomycota; Pichiomycetes; Serinales; Debaryomycetaceae
Exons: 1
Coding region: 1-207 (68 amino acids)
Source: RefSeq, a predicted model, not a curated record